This is a messenger RNA of Diceros bicornis minor, 1504 nucleotides long. RefSeq names its product signal-regulatory protein beta-1-like. The coding region runs from base 46 to 1230 and encodes 394 amino acids. Gene Ontology annotation, biological process: positive regulation of phagocytosis; positive regulation of T cell activation. Gene Ontology annotation, cellular component: plasma membrane. NCBI's taxonomy places the organism in Eukaryota, Metazoa, Chordata, Mammalia, Perissodactyla, Rhinocerotidae. The record is from RefSeq and is a predicted model, not a curated record. The transcript has 5 exons.
CCCAGCACACACACUGGGACAGAGCAGGCUCCUCAGGCCUCCAGGAUGCCCAUCCCUGCCUCCCGGCCCCGCCCCCCUCCUCCUUGCCUGCUGCUGACUCUACUGCUGGGACUCACAGGAGUGGCAGGUGAGGAGCUGCAGGUGAUUCAGCCUGAGAAGUCAGUGUCUGUUGCAGCUGGAGAGACGGCCACUCUGCGCUGCACCAUGACCUCCCUGCUCCCUGUGGGGCCCACUCAGUGGUUCAGGGGGACAGGGCCAGGCCGGGAGUUAAUCUACAGUUUCAAAGGAGGCCACUUCCCCCGAGUAGAAAAUGUUGGAGACACCACAAAGAGAAACAGCACGGACUAUUCCAUCCGCAUCAGUAACGUCACCCCAGCAGACACUGGUAUCUACUACUGUGUGAAGUUCCAGAAAGGGAGCCCUGAUGACGUGGAGUUUAAGUCUGGACCAGGCACCCAGCUCACCGUGAGUGCCAAACCCUCUCCCCCUGUGGUAUCAGGCCCCACGGCGAGGGUCCCACCUGAGCAGACAGUGACCUUCACCUGCGAGUCCUAUGGCUUCUCCCCUAGAAACAUCACCCUGAAGUGGUUCAAAAAUGGGAAUGAGCUCUCAGCCUCCCAGACCAACGUGGACCCAGAAGGAGACGGCGUUUCCUACAGCAUCUCCAGCACAGCCAAGGUGGUGCUGGCCCCGGGGGAUGUUCGCUCCCAGGUCAUCUGCGAGGUGGCCCACGUCACCCUGCAGGGGGACCCUCCUCUUCGUGGGACGGCCAACUUGUCUGAGACCCUCCGAGUUCCGCCCACCUUGGAGGUUUCCCAACACCCCACGGCAGGGAACCUGGAGACCGUCACCUGUCAGGUGAACAAGUUCUACCCCCGGCACCUAAAGCUGACCUGGUUGGAGAAUGGCAACGUGUCCCGAACAGAAAUGGCCUCGACACUCAUAGAGAACAAGGAUGGGACCUUUAACUGGAUGAGCUGGCUUCUGGUGAACUCAUCUGCCCACAGGCAGGACGUGGUGCUCACCUGCCAAGUGGAGCAUGAUGGGCAGCCGGCGGUCACCAAACACCAUACCCUGGAGGCCUCUGCCCACCAGAAGGAGCAGGACACAGGUGGAACCCCUGGUGAAGAGCUGUCUACUGUCCCUCUGGUAGUCCUCCUCCUAAGCACAAAGCUGCUGCUGGCCAUCGGAGUCUCUGCCAUCUACGUCCACAGGAAGUGGAGGGCCUGACUGUAAGUCGCGGGGCUGGGAGGGCAGGCCAAGGUCUGUCCCGUAAAGGGGAAGGUCGGUAACAGGGGCCAUCCCACAGGUCACAAAGGGUCAGGACCCACGUGGAGUUAAGACAAGGUGACACACCUCCCUCAAUACGCUCAGGAGUAUUGUGGAUCCCUCUCAGAGGUUCUCCAUCCCAGGAACUGUGUGGGGUCCUGCAGGAGGAGGGCUGGAUCAAGGGUUUUCAAAGGGUGUCCACAGAGUCCUUGUGGUUCUGUGGAGGAAGUGGGCA